GAAAAGUGUAACACGGGAAAUAAUUAAAUAGUCUAAAUUCUCUUCUGUUUUUUUUGGUUUGUUCUUAGAGGAAAUCUUUAUCUUGGAAUCUUUAAUCUAUCUAGAAUUAAAAGUUUAUGCUCGUAGGAUUGUCUACUUUUAAAAGUCAACAUAUUCGAUACAGAUAUUUUGUAUAUUUAUAUAAAGUCGAAGACCCUGAAACUUAUCUUCACGGCAUAAUAAGACCAAGAAGAAAAAGAAAACAUUAAUUUCAACCAAAGCAAAACAGAGAGAAAAAAAUAGAGAGAGUGAAUCAAUUUCGGUGGAGAAAGAGAAGAAUGGAGCAGCCGUACGUGUACGCAUACCCGCAAGGUAGUGGCCCCUCGGGAGCUCCGACUCCACAAGCCGGAGGAGUGGUAGUGGAUCCAAAGUACUGCGCUCCUUACCCUAUAGAUAUGGCGAUCGUACGGAAGAUGAUGUCGUUAACGGACGGCAAUUUCGUGAUAACGGACGUCAACGGAAACCUGCUGUUCAAGGUGAAGGAACCGGUGUUUGGUCUCCACGACAAGAGGGUCUUGCUGGAUGGUUCUGGUACUCCGGUCGUCACUUUGAGAGAAAAGAUGGUGAGCAUGCAUGACAGGUGGCAAGUGUUUAGAGGAGGGAGUACGGAUCAGCGUGAUCUGCUGUACACGGUGAAAAGAUCGUCGAUGCUUCAGCUAAAGACCAAACUCGAUGUGUUUUUGGGACACAACAAAGAUGAGAAGAGAUGUGAUUUCAGAGUCAAAGGGAGUUGGCUCGAGCGUUCUUGUGUUGUUUACGCCGGCGAAUCUGACGCCAUUGUUGCCCAAGUAUACUAUCUCUAACUCUCUUUCCUUCAUUAAGGGCCCAUCCAUCUCAUUUAUCAAUGCAUCUCACAUGUCUCUACACAGUACACAUUAAUUAGCAAUGUUUUAAUCUGGUUUUGGUCUACUGCUUUAGAAUCCGGUUUUGAUGGACAGGUUUAGGUAGUUUUUGAUUUCGGUUUAGAUCAAAAGAUACAUUUAUCUUAGCCCAUAUAUUGUAUGUUUGAUGAAAUUGGGAAGAUUUGAGAAAUAAAACGGUUUACUAAUAGAAAAGGAAAAUGGUAUGGUGAAUGAUGGACAGAUGCACAGGAAGCACACGGUGCAGAGCGUAUUCUUGGGAAAAGACAACUUCUCGGUGACUGUUUAUCCAAACGUCGAUUAUGCCUUCAUCGCCUCUCUCGUCGUCAUUCUCGAUGACGUCAACCGCGAAGACCGCGCCGCCUGAGAGAAGAAGAUAUCACCUUCUCUUCUUCUUAAUUAUCCAUCCAUCAAUAAUGUGCUAUUCAUCAACCGUUAAAACUUUGUGUGAUCAUCUCAGUUGUAAAAUAAUCAAAUCAUUGUGCCUGUCCUUGUUGUUUAAUGACUACAUUUAUAACUGUUUUUUCAUUAAUAUCUCCUGCCAACUGUACGUGCAUAUCGUUACAAAAAUUUAUUUUAGUGACAGACAUUUCACGUACUAAUUUUUUAGUAUAAAAAACACUUAUG
Arabidopsis thaliana (thale cress) is the source of this 1526-nucleotide messenger RNA. RefSeq names its product LURP-one-like protein (DUF567). Lineage: Eukaryota; Viridiplantae; Streptophyta; Magnoliopsida; Brassicales; Brassicaceae. The transcript is spliced from 2 exons. The coding region runs from base 318 to 842 and encodes 174 amino acids. The record is from RefSeq and is marked reviewed.